Candoia aspera is the source of this 300-nucleotide messenger RNA. RefSeq names its product zinc finger protein 722-like. Lineage: Eukaryota; Metazoa; Chordata; Lepidosauria; Squamata; Candoiidae. Gene Ontology annotation, molecular function: DNA-binding transcription factor activity, RNA polymerase II-specific; RNA polymerase II cis-regulatory region sequence-specific DNA binding. Gene Ontology annotation, biological process: regulation of transcription by RNA polymerase II. Gene Ontology annotation, cellular component: nucleus. The record is from RefSeq and is a predicted model, not a curated record. The transcript has a single exon. Bases 1 to 300 code for a protein of 99 amino acids.
AUGGGAGAGAAACCAUAUACAUGCGUGGAAUGUGGAAAAAGCUUCAGCAAAAGCAGUUCCCUUGUUUCCCAUAAAAAGAUCCACACAGGGGAGAAGCCAUAUAAAUGCUUGGAGUGUAGAAAGACUUUCCGUGAUAACGGAUCCCUUACUAAUCAUAAAAGGAUCCACACAGGAGAGAAACCAUAUAAAUGCUUGGAAUGUGGAAAGAGCUUCCGCGAAAAUGGGACCCUUACUACUCAUAGAAGAAUCCACUCAGGAGAGAAACCGUAUCAUUGUGAGGAAUGUGGGAAAAUAUUCUGA